AGACACGUUCAUUACCACUGGCUGCUGAAACAGUAAGCACUUUAGCAGUUGAAAGCUUCACAUCUUAAGACUGAGAUGUUCAUUACUGUGAUAUUUGGUGAGGGAAGAGAGGAGAUUUUGAACCUAAAUUGCAAGAUUAUAAACUUCAUCCACUGUAUAAAAGAGAAAUGCAAUCUGGAUCCCCAAGAGACUCUGGACUUGAUGGACAGGAUGGGAGAGUUGGUGAACUUGGCAGAGAGAGCGCAAAGCACCGACCUCGUCAGUAGUUUGCUGAAGGAGAGAGAGAGCUAUAUUCCAUUACGUGUGUCACGAGGUGAAGGCCGCGAAGGUGCAAAGUAUACAGCAGUGUAUGACUUUGGGACAAGUUAUCCUGAGCUAGCAGAGAUUCUGAGAAAACUGUCAAAUCCUUCAAAGGAGAGAGAUAAAAGGGGUGGGGCAUCCAAAAGGGGAGGAGUCAGUCAAAGCCGCAUCAAAGCUGCUAUCAACUUUAAGAAAGCUAUCACAACACCUCGGAGCUAAAGACUUCCUUGCUCUUUCCCUGUGUUCUUUGAACAAUGUUAUAAAUAUUUUAUUUAUAAAAUUCAUUGUAUGACUCCUUUAUAUCAUAUAAAUCAGUAUGAACAAUACAUUUUGUGUAUAUACACAAUCAUUCAAAAGUUUGUGGUCAGUAUGAUGCAAUAAAUUGAUCAAAAGUGACAGCAGAGAUAUUUAUGUUACAAAAAAAAAAAUUGUAAACUCACAAAAAUAUGUUUUCAACGUUGAUAUUAUUAAAGGUUUCUUGAAUACCAAAUCAACAUAUUGGAAUGAUUUCUGAAGGAUCAUGUGACACUCAGAACUUAAAGACUGGAGGAGUAAAUUACAUUUUAAAAUAUAUAUUAAAUGUUUCACAAUAUCACUGAUUUAACUUAGGCAA
This is a messenger RNA of Labeo rohita (rohu), 913 nucleotides long. RefSeq lists its product as uncharacterized. The coding region runs from base 76 to 519 and encodes 147 amino acids. NCBI's taxonomy places the organism in Eukaryota, Metazoa, Chordata, Actinopteri, Cypriniformes, Cyprinidae. The transcript has 5 exons. The record is from RefSeq and is a predicted model, not a curated record.